Messenger RNA from Oxyura jamaicensis (ruddy duck), 5514 nucleotides. It is a transcript of the gene SOCS6, whose product is annotated as suppressor of cytokine signaling 6. Gene Ontology annotation, molecular function: 1-phosphatidylinositol-3-kinase regulator activity. The record is from RefSeq and is a predicted model, not a curated record. Bases 729 to 2333 code for a protein of 534 amino acids. Lineage: Eukaryota; Metazoa; Chordata; Aves; Anseriformes; Anatidae. The transcript has 2 exons. Gene Ontology annotation, cellular component: phosphatidylinositol 3-kinase complex. Gene Ontology annotation, biological process: phosphatidylinositol phosphate biosynthetic process; regulation of growth; protein ubiquitination.
CUGGGGGAGGAAGGGGGCCGGGCACUAGGGAAGGCCCCGAGCAGGCGCCGGCACCCCCCGCAGGCUCCCCGCGGCCUGCCCGAGCCCCGCGGCGCGGAGCGGCCGAACCCAGGGGCGGGGAAGGGAACGAAGGGAAGGGAAGGGAAAGGAAGGGAAGAAGGGGUCCGGCCGCCCCGGCCGGGGCAAGCGGGGAGGCGGAGGCAGGGUUGGGCAGGAGGAAGGCGGGCGGCCCGCCGCCCCCGCCGCCGGGCUGAACGCGGCCUGCGGCAGGCUGCGGCCAUCGCGGGCUCGCCGCCCCCGUGCGCCCCUCGGAGGACGGAGGGGUGGGGGCAGAGGAGGCGGAGGAAGUGGCGGCGGCGCCAGGAACAGGGAGGCGGCGGCGGCACGGCGAGGGAGGGAGCCGGAGCCGGGCCGGGCCCCGCCGGAGCAACAGCAGCGCCAGCUCCUCCUCCUCCUCCUCCUCCGGCUCGGUGAGUCCCGCUCCGCCGCCCGGGAGGCUGCUCGCCGCCCAGCCCGGAUGCCGGCGCAGGCCGGGCCGCGCCGCCGAGGUGCCCGCGGAAGGAGAGGCCCGCGCCGGGAGCGGGGCACCGCGGCCUCCGCUGGGAAAUGGCUCUUGAAGUUAAAUGAGGCUGGAUAAAACACGUAAAUGAAGCAGAAGCUGCUCUGCGUGUGUUAGGGCUAUACCACCACGAGCACUGCUGAUCAGCCAGACUUGGUAACUUGUCAUAAUGAAGAAAAUUAGUCUCAAAACAAUUCGUAAGUCCUUUAACUUAAAUAAAAGUAAAGAUGAAAGCGACUUUGUAGUGGUUCAGCAGCCAUCGUUAAAUGAAUUUGGAAAAGAUGACUCCUUGUUUGGCAGCUGCUAUGGUAAAGAUUUGGCUAGCUGUGAAGUCAAUAGUGAAGAUGAAAAAGGAGGCAAAAAUAGAUCAAAAAGUGAAAGCUUAAUGGGUACGUUAAAAAGGAGGCUUUCAGCAAAACAAAAGCAGAAGGGCAAAGGCAGCACACCAUCUGUAAGCUCUGCAGAUGAUGACACCUUUUCUUCCUCAUCUGCUCCAAUAACCUUCAAAGAUGUGCGAGCUCAAAGACCUCUGAGAUCCACUUCCCUCCGUAAUCACCAUUACAGUCCAACUCCGUGGCCCCUUCGACCUACAAAUUCAGAAGAGACUUGCAUCAAAAUGGAAGUCAAAGUCAAGGCUUUGGUCCAUUCUUCUAAUCCAAGCCCAGCACUGAAUGGCGUUCGAAAGGACUUCCAUGACUUGCAGUCAGAUAAUGUGUUCCAGGAACAAAACAAUGCAUUAAAAAAUACGGAAUCUCAGAAUGGGGACUUGCAUCUUCAUAUUGAUGAACAUGUGCCUGUAGUUAUUGGAUUAAUGCCUCAGGACUACAUUCAGUAUACUGUGCCUUUAGAUGAGGGAAUGUAUCCUUUGGAAGGAUCACGUAGUUACUGUCUGGAUAGUUCCUCACCCAUGGAAGUUUCAACUGUUUCUUCUCAAGUGGGGGGAAAUUCUUUCCAUGAAGAAGAGAGUCAAGUGGAUCAGGAUGUAGUCGUUGCACCAGACAUCUUUGUGGACCAGGCGGUGAAUGGUUUGUUGAUUGGUACCACAGGAGUCAUGUUGCAAAGCCCAAGAGUUAAUCACAGCGAUGUCCCUCCACUCUCACCUUUGCUACCUCCAAUGCAGAAUAAUCAAAUCCAAAGGAACUUUAAUGGAUUGAAUGGCACAGAUGCCCAUGUGGCUGAAAGUAUGCGCUGCCAUUUGAAUUUUGAUCCUAACACUGCCCCUGGAGUUGGAAGAGUUUAUGAUUCUGUGCAGAACAGUGGCCCUAUGGUUGUGACAAGUCUAACGGAAGAACUGAAAAAACUUGCAAAACAAGGGUGGUACUGGGGCCCCAUUACGCGUUGGGAGGCAGAGGGAAAAUUAGCUAAUGUGCCUGAUGGCUCGUUCCUUGUUCGAGAUAGUUCUGAUGAUCGUUACCUUUUAAGUUUGAGUUUUCGUUCACAUGGAAAAACGCUUCACACUAGAAUUGAACAUUCAAAUGGUAGGUUUAGCUUCUAUGAACAACCAGAUGUGGAGGGGCAUACAUCUAUAGUUGAUUUAAUUGAACAUUCAAUCAGGGACUCUGAAAAUGGAGCUUUCUGCUAUUCGAGAUCCCGAUUGCCUGGAUCAGCAACUUAUCCAGUGAGACUAACAAAUCCAGUAUCUCGGUUUAUGCAGGUGCGUUCUUUACAAUACCUGUGUCGUUUUGUAAUACGUCAGUACACCAGAAUAGACCUGAUUCAGAAACUGCCUUUGCCAAACAAAAUGAAGGAUUAUUUACAGGAAAAGCACUACUGAAAGCUUAUGGGAAUCUUGCAUCUUGCACUUUGGGAACAACAACAACAAAAAGAGAUUGAAUUACAGUUUACAGACUUUCAUUAUUAUCAAAAUCUUUUGCUGCCAUAACAAUUUCAUUUUUUUUGUGUUAAAGACAAUUAAUGCAUUUGGAUUUAUGUUUGUUUUCGUUUUUUUUGUGUAUUUUGGGGGGCUUUUUUUUUUUGAAAAGAAUGAUCUCAAGUUUAUUUUUAGAAGUGUGAAAUAGCUAUCUUUCAUCAAUGUGCAGAUUAAUCACAAUGUGAAUGAUCAAAUUCUCCUUAAUUUCCCCCAAGUCCUUUGCUGCUAUCCACUGUGAUUUUUAUGCAUUGAAAGCACAUUUCAUGUGUAUUCAACCAUAAGUAAAAGUCAAAUGAAACUUGUUGAAUGGUUUUUUUUUUUCUUUAAAAUAGCCUGUUUGAAAAAGAUGAUCAUGGAUAAAAACAUUGGUGUUCUAAACUAAAGAAUUUACAUCUAUGCUAAAAAAUGAUUUCCUAGUAUCCUAAUAAUAAAUUUCUAUAGAGAUAUGCCCUAACGUGGAAUUUAAAGAGUUGUGGGAUAAGGACAUGGUUAUGCAGCAUAUCUUUCAAAAAACAAACAAACAAAAAACAACACAAAACCAACAAAAAUAACUACAACAACAACAAAAAAGUAAAAUAAAAACACCUUUCUCUUAAGCCUUGUAUUGUCUGUACACUACUUUGUGUUUGAGAAGGUUGGUUCAGCUUUCGUAUUGUCUCAGUAUUUUGUCCUUCUAAAAAUGGCCUUUAAAAUGGAAGUCUGUGAGAAUCAAUGCUUCAUACCUGUAAGAAAAUUGCAGUAUCAUUGCAAUUGCAGGAUCAUGUCAAAUAUUACCUUUUAAAAUGCCAUAAGUUAAAUAAACGAACACCUGCCAGGUCCUCUCUUUUUCAUUUUCCCUCCUGCCUCCCCUUGAGAAGAAGAAGAAAAAUAAGGGAAAAUUAAAAAAAUAACAAUAAAAAAGGUGGGGGGAACAAAAACAAAACAAAAAAGCCUGAUUUUGUAGGAAGACUCUAGGAAUUAUUAUUAUGGAAAUGCAAAUUACUAAGCCAUUUCAGGGAUUGUGUAAAACUAAUAGGAGGAUUUCUACAAUUUAUUCAGAAUACUUGGGAUUUCAGUGUUUUCCAUUUUUCUGCAUUUUUCACUUCUAAAAUGCAGCAAUACACUAAUGUCCUUUGGAUCAUUUAUUCCUUUUUGGAUCUUUGGGGAGGAAGGAAUUGGACUAAUGAUAUUUUGGAUGGAAGAUGCUUAAAGUGAAUCUCUAAUUCUAUUUUCGUAGCCUCUGAAAUUAUGGGGAAGAGAGGUUUGGAGUGACUCUAGAAAGUGUUUCAGUUAACUGUUGUGAAAUAUGCUUUGAUAUAUGAGAUAUUGAAACAAAUAAAUGUUUAUGAUAUCUGUCAAAGAUUCUGGCAUUUGAAAAGCUUACAGUUAUUCUGACCUUUAGGGGAAAAAAAAAAAAAAAAAAAAAGACUUUUAGUUGGGAGUACAGUUAAUAUUUUCUCCAUGCAAGGUUAAUCCAUGGCAUUUUUUUUUUUCUUUUCCUCUCCAUGAUUCUGUCCCUUUUAUGAUUUACUUGUGAAAGGGGUCGUUGCUAACUUGCUAACUGACAUGGGAGGGAGGCUUACUCUGCCUCCCUCUGCCCCUGGAUUUGUAUUUUAGAAUGUCAUCUUCCAAAUCUGUGGUAGGAGCUGCUAGUCCGUAAAUAUCAGUAUAGAAAGGGCUGUUGAUACAGCUUUCUUAUUUACGUCAUUUUCUUCUCUGUUUCUCAUUUUCUAGACUUUUGUCCCCUGAAAUGAGUGUUAGUAAUGAAUACAGUAUUGCUGCAAGGUGGUGCAAUAGCACUACAUCUUGGGUUGCCUGAAUUGAUAGACAAAAUUUAUAUUUUUUUAAUUUAUUUUUUGACCAUAAUGUUUAGCAAAAAAAAAAAAAAAAAAAUCAAAGGUAGAUGAAGGCUGCCUUUGCUUUUAAGGGAGGGAGAAUAAAGAUUUCUUCUUUAGUCUGAUAAAGUUUUAAACUUAAAAGAAAAAAAAUGUAGAACUGUCUAUAUACAUAAUUUGUUGGCUCUGCCAUUGAGAUACAUGUAUGCAAGUGUGAAUUCUGUUUUCUUUUUUUCCUCUAUUGACCCCCCUCCCCCCCCAUGAAUCAGAAUCACUAACUUUAUUCAAAAAAGGCACAAUAAUCUAUAGUAUGGUACAGUGUUCUGAUUCUGUCUGUGGGGAGGAAAAAUGAAAUCAUUUUUAUAGAUUUCAGACUCAUACUUGGAAGAAAAUCUCUGGCAUUUUCUUCACUUUAAAAAUUCUUUCCCUGUACAAGCUGGAGGGCCUAUGCUUUCUACAGAAUCUUUGAAAGAUUACAGUAUAUUAAAUAUUUUCUUUGCUAUUUAAUACCAUUAUUGGGUGCGUUAAACUUAUACUAUGCCACUCGCAUUAAUUUAAUUUAGCAGUUACUGCAUUGAAACAAAUAUUUGAAGCUAUAAUAUCCCAGUUUUAUUGCUGAAUUGAACAUGUAAGAAUACAUGCUAAAUUUCUUGCCCAUGCCUUUACAAAUUUGUUUGUUCACUCAUUACACGUUAAUGCUUUUUGAAACUGUAGUUCAGCUAUCUAGUUCUUGAAUUGCCUUCCUUGCUGUGUUCUUCAUUUGUGAACUUAAUCAGGUCAACCUAACAUUGUCAUCUCCCCCACCGCCCCCAGUAAAGCUUCCACAAAAGGAAUGCUUUAAAGUAGUGGAGGCCUAGGAUGUGAGAACCAUAUAGCACUUUGAUAAAAAUGGUGGUGAUAUUUCUGCUAAGCUUAAAAUACUUUAAAUCAGUAGUAAGUAGACAAAAAAUACUUAUUUUUACAGGUUUCAUUAUUCAAAAUCCCUCUGUGUGUUUUAUACUGAGGUAACUGGCCAUCCAGGAGAAAGAACCCAGAAAAAAUGACUUUGAAAGCAUUAAGGAUGCUUAAAAUCUCUUACAAUAAUGAUUAAUAUAGAAGAAACACAGUAACAUUUAGUUAUGAAACAAUUUAGAAGUAUUCAGAAAAAAAAAAAUAAAAGUUGUGUUGACUUCAGCUUCAUAAAAAUUAGUGAAACGAAGUGUCCUUGGUAAAUAAAAAGGAAAAUAGAAGAUAUUUUGGGAACCUUUGGAAGUAGAUAAACUAGGAAAAAA